Messenger RNA from Arctia plantaginis, 1947 nucleotides. The record is from the annotation of a GenBank genome assembly. Lineage: Eukaryota; Metazoa; Arthropoda; Insecta; Lepidoptera; Erebidae.
AUGGCUGCCGCAGCAAGCAAAAAGAGCAAAAAAGCGAAAUGGAUCAAAGCCAGUAUUACCGACAUUAUUGCAGAACCAACCACAAUUCCUACGGCCAACACCUGGGCCGAUUCCGUAGAAGAAGAACCUGAAACAUUUGGCUAUGCGUCAAGAUCGCGCGCCGUGGUUACCUUGCCGUCCGCGUCGCGGGCUGCAUGCGGUGGACUUGCAGUGGACGAUGAGUCCAUCCCUCGGAGACCUCCUUACACAGCACACAUUUCUAACCUACCAUAUGAUGUUGAUGAAAGUGCUAUUUUUGAAUUAUUUACAGGGCUCAAGAUUACCAACUUGAGCCUUCCACGUGAAGGGAGCCGCCUCAAAGGGUUUGGUUGUGUUGACUUCGAAGAGAGAGAAGGCCUCAUCAAUGCCAUGAACAUGCCUGAUCUUACAAUAAAUGGUAGGCGGAUAAGAAUAGAAGUAUCUACUCAGGAUAACGACCGCCGCAUGGGAAGGGGGAACCGUUCCGAUCGAGAGAGGGAUUAUGAUCCUGAACGCACAAUGGGAGAUUGGCGGUCGGGGCCGCGCGCUAUGCCGGACUCGUCACGACCGCGUAACCCUGACCGGGACAGGGAACGUGACAGGGAACGCGAUCGAGAAAGGGACUCAAGCGCAGAUAAUCGGCCUGGCGGUUGGCGCGAUGGUGACCGUCCCGCGCCUCCCGAACCUGCAAGAACGCCUUAUGGAGGACGAGACUCAUUCGGUCGUGAUAGAGGAUUCGGCGGAGAAAGCAGAGAACGUGGGUUUGGUGGUCGAGACAGCGAACGUAGUGGCUAUGGUGGUCGCGACGGAUUUCGAACAGCUGAUCGCGAGGGUAGUAGUGGAUUUGGUCGAAGAGAAGACAGCAGAGGUUUUGGCGGCAGAGGCUUCGGUGACCGGGACCGUGAUCGUGAUCCACCGCCGAGAGAAGAUUCGAAGCCUCGCGAGCGGCCGAAGCUCAACCUGCUGCCACGCACGGUGCCGCGCGAGCCCGAGGCGGCCGCGGCCGACGACAAGCUGUCCGACAAGCAGCCGCCCAAGCCCGUCUCCGCCGAGAAGGUGUUCGGGGCCGCCAAGCCCGUUGACACCGCAGCUAAGGAACGUGAAAUAGAGGAACGACUGCGUAAGCAGGAAGAAGAAUCCAGGCGCGCAGUUGAUGAAAAAGAGCGUUGGGGCAGAAGGAAUGACCAUUCUGGUGAUCGUCGAGCACCUGCAUCUAAUAAACGUGACGAUCGCGGUAGAGACUCGCGAAAUUAUAACAGAGAUCGACGGGACUACUCGAGGGACGACAAGGAUAGACGCGAUGACAAAGACCGUCGCGACCGAGACGACCGAGACUCGCGCCACGAUCGCGAUCGCCGUGAUUAUAAUAAAGACGACCGCGACCGCCGCGACCACUCAGGUGACUGGCGCCCUCGCCGUGACCAAUCGCCCGAGAAGCGCGAUCGCCGUGACCAUUCGCCAGAAAAGCGCGAUCGCCGUGACCAUUCGCCCGAAAAGCGCGAUCGUCGUGACCAUUCGCCCGAAAAGCGCGAUCGCCGCAAUCGCUCACUAGAAAGGCGAGAUCGUCGCGAUUACUCGGCCGAACGUAGCGAGCGACGCGAGCAUUCAGGACAGCGGCGAGGUUCCCGCGACGACAGAGGCUACAGGGACGGGUCGCGGGACCGCCGCCAACAGUCGCGGGAUGGCUCCCGCGAGCGCGACGAGCGCCUGGCACCCCGUGACGUGCCGCCCCGCGACUUGCCACCCCGGGACCAGCCGCCCCACGACGAGCGCAACGGCCGCGCGCCUCCUAGCCGCAGCCGCGACCGAAACGACGAGGACUACGAUGAAAAACCCAUGCCUAAGUUGAAAGAACAGGAGAAACCGAAUUUUGUUGCUUCAAACAAAUUUAGUUUUUUGGAGAGCGCCGACGACGGCGGGUCCGAUUAA